Molecule: messenger RNA, 3975 nt
Organism: Chroicocephalus ridibundus (black-headed gull)
Lineage: Eukaryota; Metazoa; Chordata; Aves; Charadriiformes; Laridae
Gene: TBX3
Product: T-box transcription factor 3
Exons: 7
Coding region: 1147-3249 (700 amino acids)
Biological process (GO): positive regulation of DNA-templated transcription; cell fate specification; regulation of transcription by RNA polymerase II
Cellular component (GO): nucleus
Molecular function (GO): DNA-binding transcription factor activity, RNA polymerase II-specific; RNA polymerase II cis-regulatory region sequence-specific DNA binding
Source: RefSeq, a predicted model, not a curated record
UUGGUCCGAAAGCGUCAAAGAGCCAAUCAAGGAGGCUCCAGCUCCCUUGUAACCCACAACACAUCCAUACAAUCUGGUGCACGCAGAGCACAGACUCACAGGGAAUUCUCAGAGCUGAGAGGCUCCUUCUCCCUCUCUCUUUCUCUUUUCCUCUCUUUCUCCCCCCCUCUCCCCUCCUUUUUUUUUCCCCUCUUCCUUUCUCUUUCCCUCUCUCUUUCUCCUUCUCUCCUUUGCUGGAGCGGAGACAAGAGUGUAAUUCUCCCAGAUUUUUUUUUUUUUUUUUUUUUAAGGCAGAGUGAAAGAGAAAGAGAGGGGGGAAAAAAAUUAAAAGGAAAAGGAGGAGGGUGAAAGAAAGAAGAGAUCCUGAUGGAAAUCAGGGCACCCUGACCAGCUCCUGCUUGGAGAGGGGGAAAGGCGAGGCGGAAACGAGAUUUCCCUACAAGUUUUUGCUGCUGAAGGUUGCUCAGGAGCCUUCCUCGGUCGGCGAGGGGGGGUGGGUUUGUUUGCUUCUUUCUGCUUUCCCUCCCUUCCCAGCCUCUGCUCUGCAGCCUGACCGUACGGAGGAAAGGUGGAGGGGUGGGGGGGAGGGGGGGGGGAGAGCCAGCCACCCAAAAAGAAAACCCAGCUUCCAGCCGUCACCCUCCGCCGCGAAAGAAGAGAAGGGGGAUCGAGACUAAGAGAAAAAAGAAGAAGAAGAAAAAAAAGGAUCUCGGCUUGUCCAGCCCUUCUGCGGCAACAGGAACAGACAGCGAACCCGGUGGAUUUUUUUUUUUUUCUCCCCUUCUUCGGCGUUUCUUUUCCAGCGCAAGGACUUCCACUCAGGAAAAAAAAAAACAAACCCACAAAACAAACCUGCAGAGACCGAACACACAAAAAAAGCAAGACUAAUAAUGAACAAUCCUGUUAAUCCGCUGUCCCGAGGGCUGGGGAUGUGCCCCGGCUCGGGAAGUUGUAGGCUGUAGAAGUUCUGCCUCUCCCCCAUGUACUGUGCUGUCUAGAGCUUGUUUCUCCCCACCCUAUUUUUUUUUUUAUUUUUGGUGCUUUAUUGCUGUUAUUGUUAUUAUCUUAAUUUUUCUUCUUCAUGAUGUGCUGUUAGAAACCACUCCGGGACUACUCCAGCAGUAGGAAGACCGAGGAGUGGAGUGGAUGAAUAUACCGAUGAGAGAUCCAGUAAUCCCUGGGACAAGCAUGGCUUAUCAUCCUUUUUUACCUCACCGGGCACCGGACUUUGCCAUGAGCGCUGUGUUGGGACAUCAGCCUCCCUUCUUCCCGGCUCUGGCUUUGCCUCCCAACGGGGCAGCCGCCCUCUCCCUUCCUGGGGCUCUGGCUAAACCCAUCAUGGAUCAGUUAGUGGGGGCUGCAGAGACUGGUAUCCCCUUUUCUUCCCUGGGUCACCAGGCGGCAGCCCAUCUGAGGCCUUUAAAAACUCUGGAGCCAGAAGAAGAGGUGGAAGAUGAUCCGAAAGUGCAUCUGGAAGCCAAAGAGCUUUGGGAACAAUUCCAUAAAAGAGGCACGGAGAUGGUGAUUACCAAAUCGGGAAGGUACAAAUUCCAUAAUUCCCGGUGGAUGGUAGCCGGCAAAGCUGACCCUGAAAUGCCAAAGAGAAUGUACAUCCACCCGGACAGCCCGGCCACCGGCGAACAAUGGAUGUCCAAAGUCGUCACCUUUCACAAGCUGAAGCUCACUAACAACAUCUCUGACAAGCACGGAUUUACCAUUUUAAACUCCAUGCACAAGUACCAGCCCCGGUUCCACAUCGUCCGAGCCAACGAUAUUCUCAAGCUUCCCUAUAGCACGUUCAGGACCUACGUUUUCCCGGAGACUGAAUUCAUCGCAGUGACCGCAUACCAGAAUGAUAAGAUCACUCAAUUAAAAAUUGACAACAACCCCUUUGCCAAAGGUUUUCGGGACACCGGGAAUGGAAGGAGGGAAAAAAGGAAGCAGCUGACCCUGCAGUCCAUGCGGGUGUACGAUGAGAGGCAGAAGAAGGAAAACCCCACCUCGGACGAGUCGUCCAACGAGCAGACGGCCUUCAAGUGCUUCGCCCAGUCCUCCUGCCCCGCCGUGCCCGCUGUCGGCACCUCCAGCCUCAAAGAUCUUUGCCCCAGCGAGGGUGACAGCGAUGCGGACAGCAAAGACGAUCCCUUGCUAGAAGCCACCGAGUCGGGCAAAAUCAGCACGACCACCGCCACCACCACCCCAGCGCCCGCCAGCUCCGCCGCGGCGGCGGGAGACGACCCCCGGGAGAAGGGGGGCAGCCCCUCCAAAAGCCACUUCUUCCCCGGUGAUUCGGCGGGGAGUCGGAGCCGAGAGAGGACGGAGAAAGCCCCUCCGGACUCCCGGCACAGCCCGGCUACUAUCUCUUCCAGCACCCGGGGGGGAAGUUUGAGCGGCGAGGAACUGAAAAGCCCCCUCAGGGAUGGGCCCAAAGUAGAUGAGAACCGGCUGCUGGGUAAAGAGCCCUUCGCCCCCCUCACGGUGCAGACCGACAGCACGGCCCACCUGAGCCAGGGACACUUGCAGAACCUCGGCUUCCCCCCUGCCCUGGCCGGCCAGCAGUUCUUCAACCCGCUGGGGAACGGGCACCCGCUGCUGCUGCACCCCGGGCAGUUCGCCAUGGGGGGGGCUUUCUCCGGCAUGGCCGCGGGUAUGGGGCCACUGCUCGCCACCGUCUCCGGGGCGUCCGCCGGUGUCUCGGGACUGGACAACACGGUGAUGGCCACGGCGGCGGCCCAGGGACUCUCGGGAGCAUCGGCGGCUGCUUUGCCUUUCCAUCUGCAGCAGCACGUCCUGGCUUCUCAGGGCCUGGCCAUGUCUCCCUUCGGCAGCCUCUUCCCCUACCCCUACACCUACAUGGCGGCGGCGGCCGCCGCCUCCAGCGCCGCCUCCAGCUCGGUGCACCGGCACCCCUUCCUCAACGCCGUGCGGCCGCGGCUCCGCUACAGCCCCUACCCGCUGCCCGUCCCCCUCCCCGACGGCAGCAGCCUCCUCACCACCGCCUUGCCCGGCCUGGCCACCGGUUCCGGCGAGGGCAAAGCCGGGGGGUUGACCACCAGCCCCGGUUCCGUGCCCCUGGACUCCGCUUCGGACCUCACCAGCCGCUCGUCCACCCUCUCCUCCGGCUCCGUCUCCCUCUCCCCCAAACUGGGAGCAGACAAAGAGGCGGCCACCAGCGAACUGCAAAACAUCCAGCGCCUGGUCAGUGGGCUCGACCCCAAGCAGGACAGAUCCCGCAGCGGCUCCCCGUAACCCCCCCUUCUCCCCCCCGGCCUCCGGGAGCUCAUUUCAAAUCAGUCUCGCAGUGCACUUUGUUUGAAAGAAACCACAUCCUUCACCCGCGAGUUGUUUUUUUUUUUUACCCCCUCUUUUAUUUUAUUUUUCUUUCCCCUUUCUCUUUUUUUUUUUUUUUUUUUUUAAUAUAAAGUCCCCCGGCGUUGUGUGCGCUCUUAUCAGCAAAAAGGUAUCUGGCGAAGCAGGGGCGGGCGGGAGGGGGGGGGGGGGGGAGGCGUGAGGGGAGGGAGGGGGUCGGGGAUGGGGGAGCGGAGCCGAGGUGGGAGAGCUGGGUCGGAGCAGACUGGCCCGGCCGGGUCACCCGUGGGGCUGUGGCAUCCUCCUUUCCUUUUUAUUUUUAUUUUUUAAACUGUGUAAAAACGAAACAAAACAAAACAAAAAAAAAACACAAAAAAAAAGGAAAAAAAAACCACCUUAAAAGCAAAAAUAAAACAACGACAAAAAAAUCAAACAAACGUAUGAAUAAAAAUUCAGUAAGAGAAGUGACUUUUUUUUUUUUUUUCGUUCCGGAAGAAAAGUGUGUAAGUAACUCGCAUAUCGGUUCUUCAACAGUUGUUUCCUGGGUGGGUUGUUAACGACACCCCCCUUGGUCAAUAUUAAGGGAAGCUGUGUGUUUAAAAUAUUAUUGUGAUGUCUGAGAGCCAGUCCGUGGCUUUUUUUGCAUGUUCCAUAGUAGUCUGCUUU